UGGGCCUGGCCGUUUUUAAGUUGAUUGACUUUUAGAUUGCUGACUACUGAGACUGGGGAAGACGCUCUAGAUCUAGCUAGAUCUAGAUCUAGAUACUACUCCUAGAAUCUAGACUUUGCGUAAUGGCAAGGGGGCAUAGCAAUGGUGCUAUACAGAACAAUAACUGACUGAAUUUUUAAAUAAAAUAAAAUGAGUUCAACACUCACAGUAGGUUUUGAAAAUGAAGUCCAUAAUGUGAUGAAGCAGUUGAAGAGCGGUCAUGGCUCCAGUCUGUAUGGGGCACUUAUUAUGCUGCGCACUACUCUUAUCAAGUCGAGAGCUGCACUGGAUAAGCUAUUGGAGCUAGGUUUGAUAAGGUUGUUAAUCAGACUUUUGGAAGAUGAAGGAAGGAAACUGAGCCAUAAUAAGACAAUUGACAUAGUUAUGAGCAUCUUAGCCAAUCUGUGCAUGGAGGAAGACGUCAGAGAAAAGGUCGUAAGUUGUGAUGGAAUAGGAGUGGUUGCCCGUGUGACCCUGGCUUGUGAACAAGAAAGUAUUCAAAACAGAGGAGUGAGAGCACUAGCUAAUCUGGCCCAUGAUGGGAAGAACACUGAUAGAAUUGUUGCUCUGGAUGUUCCUAUUUUUGUUGCCAAACGCUUGUUGGAGACUGACGAUGAGGAGUGUCGUGUUACAUUUUGCAGGGCUCUUCGACAAUUUGGACAGACACAAAAGGGACUUGACAAAUUAAUAGAAGACACCCAAGCUGUUCAGGCAUUGGCUGCUUUAUUGAAGCUUGACAGCAGGAAGCUGGCAGUUAAGAGUUUACGCAUCCUUACAGAAUUCUGUGCAAAAAGAUGUUGUCCAAAUUUUAGCGGGCAGAUUCUUGCUGCAAAUGUGCUACCAGAACUGGUCCAGUUUGCUGAGGAUGAAGACAGUGACAUUGCCCACUUCUCAUUCUCUCUUGUGUUACAACUGUGUGAGCAGGAACUCAUGAGGCCGCCCCUGGGAUCAGCUGGAGUCAUCCCUCUCCUGGUCAAACACAUGGCCAGUGAGAGACAUUUUAUCAACAAGGUUUCCACAUUAAACGCCCUGUGUUUGUGCACCAAGGAGGCAGUCAACAGACACAAAAUCUGUGAUGCAGGUGGAUUGAGCUUGUUUAUAACUGCUUUAAGAGGGGAUAAUGGACAGUUGACGAAUGGCAGAUUUUCAGUGCUUUACGAUAGAAUCAUAAGCUCUUUAGUGAAUUUUGUGUAUAAUGAAGACUGUUUUGGAAAGUUACUGGAGUGUGGUUUGGUCAGUGUGUUGGUAGAGCACCUUAAGAGAUGCUGUAGUCUGGACACAACCCAGACCCAUUUAAGGGCUGAGAUUGGACAACUUGCUCUUGUCAAUGAUGGGCAGAAACAUCAAGACAGUAUUGUGAAGAGUGGGAGAAGUGAUCGAGGUGUCAGUGGUUCUAGUACCCUGUGCCUAUCACCUGACCUUUGUGAUAACGAACAAAAACAUUCCAAAGAAGAAAUUUUAAGUGCUAUUGAUGAAGGGAAUGAACAAUCUGGUAUUGAAAAUGAAGACCCACUUAUUAUUGACAGCAGCAAGGCCACAGACAGACAGGGUAUGGUAGUUGAAGACAGCACUGACCUGCCUGAACUCCCUGCAGUAGCAGCUUCAGCUUCCAGACACACUUUCAGCAUCAACAGCCCAACAUACCAGGCAGAGACCUCUUGGAAGCUGGAGGACUACACAUCUGGGGUGACAUGCAAGGAUUUCACAGCAGACCAGGAAACAGCAAGGAUGUCCCCAUGCAGUUCAGUCCAGUCACCUUACAGCCCUUUGAGCGCUUCUUCUUAUUACUCCCCAUCCCAGACUUCUCCAGGCCAUAGCCUCUCACCCUCUCCUUCCUCACCUUCUUCAAGGUCAGUACACAGCCAGGGCAGCCCGGCUUGGUCGUCGCCCAGCUCUGAAAGACAUAGCAACAACUCCAGCUUCAGUCCAGUUCAUCACCCAUCAGCUUACUGCAUGUCCCCUGUCUCACAGUUCAGUCCACUCAGUAACCAUAACCCCAGCUCACCUCAGCAGUUUGACGAUGAGGCUCCGAGUCCAUUGUUUAACUCCCAGAUGUCCGUGCUUAGUCAAGCAGUCAGCCAGGAACUCUCCGGCAUUGCUUCUAGUGUAGAGGGUGCUGAUGGCUCGUCUAAGAAUGACAAGCAGACACCAGAAAGCCUGGUGUAUUCAGCCUCAGAAGAUGAUGAUGAUGACAAUAGUGAGGAUGAACACAUCACAGAUUCCUCUGAAUUAAGUAAGGCUAAAAGUCAUCCAGGUCCAUCAAAAACAGUCCUAACUGAUCUUUCUGAAACUUCUGGUUUGCCAAAUGCUAGAAUAGAGGGAAACAGCUCAGAGACAUUAGACUUAAUCCAAAGCUUUAGUGCUGAACAUUCAGAGAUGUAUUCUCAUUCCAAACCAAGUUACAAAAAGCGCAGAAAAUUAAACUCUGGAGAGUUUGUUAGCGAUGAGGUUAAUGUGAUGAAACAAGGUGUUGAGAUAAGUAAAUUGGAGCAGCUGGACAAUCCUAAUUGUACGCAAGUAUCUGCUAGUUGUUUAUCCACUGGGGUUGAUAAAUCUGAAAGUGGUUUGCGAGAUUCCGGCCUAACAGGUUGUGAAAAAAUUGAAUCUAAAAUGGACUUGAAAUCUGACGCCCAUUUUCACACAGAUGCGUUUAUGUGUGAAGGGAAAGGGAAAUCUCCUAUGAAAAGACCUAAAUCUCAAAUACAUCUUUCAUUUACAUCUUCUAGACCUUCAGAGGAAAGCUGUAGAAAUUUUACUCCUGAAGGGUGUAAAGAGAGUCCUGUUUCACCACGCAGGUCACCAUAUCCUGACAAGGGCCCAAAGAAUAACGAGACAUCAAAAAAUGAAAAAGAAAACUCUUUAAAAUUAGGAGAACUAAAGUUAAAAUCUUCGUCAUUAACAACACAGAAACCAUCUUCAAAAAAUGUGAUGACAGCAUCUACAGUAAGAAGGCUGCCCAAUGAGGAAAACUCUGACUCAAGAAUUAAAAAAAUUCUUCGAACGAGUGAGUCCAAUAUUCUAAUCCUCCUUUCACGGAUAUCAUUGAAGUCCAACCCAACUAGUUUAUUGGCUGAUGCCAGUGUCAUUGGCUGCCUCCUGAGCUAUUUGUCUCAAGCUUCCAAUCCUUUCCUACGUUGCUGGAGAGUCCUUGAUCGUCUGUGCAGCAAUCCACUGAGCUUUGACAAGCUUAUUCUUAUCCAAGUUCCAGCUUUGAUUGUCAGAACUCUGGUGCUAGAACAGGAUGGUACCUUCCCUGUCUGUGUGUUUUCUGGUGAAUGUAAGAACCAGCCAGGAUCAAGUAACAAGAUGAACCUCCACAGUUUGCUGCCAAUGUCACAGGACUCUGAGAGUUCCCAGACAUCAGAGCUGGGCAGGCUGAUGGAGCUGGAGUUUGGUGCUGAUGCUUACAGCCUCAUGUCUUCCAAACACGCUAAUUUUAGACAGCAUUCUUGUGCGUCUUCAGACAGCCAGACUACUGGUGAGCUAGCGUAUGAACCCGGUUGUUCUCGCACAGUGCCAAGGGUGGCAUUAGGUCUGAGACUGCUGCGCACCUUGGGGUCUGUGGCCAUGUCAAGUUAUGGAAAUGGUGAAAUAAGUCUUGUGCUAAACCGAGGAUCCACACAGGACCAGCUGGCUUGUCUAGUGAGUCUACUAUACUUGCCUGUUGGCUGUGGGCAUCGACAUACUCGCCAUCAGUUCAUCAGAAAAUUUAAACUGUGGGGGAAAAUUGUGCCAUACUUGUUUGUUCCUGAUGCACCAGAAGCAAGGCAGGCCAUCGUUACAGCCAUCAGUUUGAAUCUCCUUUUAGAGAAUCCACAAAAAGAAACCAAAAAAAUCUAUCAACUUCCUGUCUGUCCAGAUGCACCCAUUGACCCACAGCUAGCAACAUUGUCAGUGCAUGGGAAUACAGUGGAGAAUGUAAAAAACUAUGAAAAAAAUGGACUUCUGAGUAGUUGUGCUUGCUGUUAUGGGAAUUUCGUAGACAAUUAUAAUGUUUAUUUUCUAGUUCAUGAAGACAAAAUUGUACACAGGCUUGGUGUCAACAGAGAUAUUAUUAUGAGAAAAUCCAAUGUGUUUGCUGCCAUGAUGGGAGGGUCAUAUUUAGAGUCUAGUAAAACAGACAUUGAGAUAUUUGAUGUCCAUUUCAGUGGGUUUGAGUUUGUGGUUCACUAUUUACAUGGGUGUAGCUCAGGCUGUUCUGUCAUAGACUCCAUGUCAUAUGUGAAAUUGGCUGAGGCUCAAUCUAGAGUUCUGAGUAAUGCUGAGAUUUCUUCUGGUAAAGAUUGUGUUGAUAGCAACAGUUGUAAAACUAUGCUGAAAGAAAACAAAAUUCAAACAAGUACAGAAGGAACAUCUAUAUGCCAUGAUGAACAGUUUUCUGAAGAUUAUUCUGAAAUGGAAACAGAUCAAAAUCCAGUGAAAUCUGAACAUGUUGGGAUAAAUGACCUUAUUCAGUCUCAGGAUUCUCUGGACAGUUUAACAAUCGAGGACAACCUUGACCAUCCCGCUGUUAGCUCCCCUGGGGUAGCUGAUGGUGAUGAGAAAAUGAACAUUGUACUUGAGCUGAUAGACAAGUGUGCUGAGGUACUCAAUGUUGCAGACAGAUUCCUAUUGACUGAGCUAAUCACUUACACCAGUUCCAUUCUGUCCCAUUCUUGUUUACAUCAUUAUACUUGUGAUGUCAUUUUUCCCUUGGCCUGUUUUUAUAAGCUUGAUUCCUUAGCCAUUGACUGCCUACGAGAAACAUUGAUGUCUAAUAUAACUAGUCAAGAAACAUUGUCUAUUUAUAACAAUCUGUGUAUAAAUGGGUAUAAAGAGCAAGCCACUAGAGCUCUUUCCAAUCUCUUGACAAAUGCUACCAAAGAUUAAAUUGUUACUGCUAUCAACUGCUAUGUAGUUUUUUAGUGAUUUUUAAAAACUUCACUUCCUAAAUCCUGGUCAAUAUAUUCACUUCCUUUAUAAAUGGGACAUGAUCAUGAUGUAUUCACUUUUACCACUUGGAGUAAUGGUAAUCCUUAUUUUAAUUUCUGCACAUACUGGGAGAAAGUGGUGUGCUUCCAAGUGUAAGAACAGCCUUGACCUGUCAGAUUCCACAUGACCUUCUUCCUGUAUAUUAGAAUGUUUGUUAUUACCCCUGCACAUACUCAACUAAUUUAAGUGAUUAUCCACUGCUUGCAUUUUUUAAACUAUAAAAUGUGCCCUUAUUCCAUUUGAAUACAUUAAUAGAGGUUAUAUAGUACACUAUUUAUUAUUAGUAUUGAUACAUCUACUUCACUAUUUUAUUGAAUGUCAGUCUGCUUAGUCAUAUAUUUUAAUUCUGCUGAUACUGAUUAAAACUGGUCUAUUGCUGAUAGUAGGCCCUACUGUUUUUCCUGAUAAAAGAUUGAGAGAUGCAUUGCUUAUGCCUUGAAUAAAGUGCUUGACAUUCAUUUUUACUAGGCCUAUAGAAUUUUAAUAAAUAACUCAACUAUGUGAAAUGUGAUUACAGUAGCCCAAUAGUUUAAAAAAAAGUAAUAACUUGCUUGUAUUAUGAAAUCUGAAAAAGAGAACAUUUAUUUCAAACGGGUUUUGUCUUUACCUUUAUGUCAGCCAUGUGUAAGUCUGAUGAUAUACAAGAAAUAAAAAUAUAUACAAGUUGUAUCAAAAUGAGCUUGUGUGUUUACUACAUUACAACUGUAAAACAGAAAAUAACAUAGCUGUGGUCACUAUUACUGAAAUAUCCAGAUAAAAUUCAUGUCUGUCUCUCAUUGUUAAUUCAUAUUGAUAGGCUUCUGUUCAUUUUAAUUUUUUUCCAUUCAUUUUAGGACAUUGUAAGGUUGUUUUAGUAUGUGGGCCCUACACAUAUUUUUGUUUUUCCAAGAUAUAU
Messenger RNA from Physella acuta, 5905 nucleotides. RefSeq lists its product as uncharacterized. Gene Ontology annotation, cellular component: cytosol. The record is from RefSeq and is a predicted model, not a curated record. NCBI's taxonomy places the organism in Eukaryota, Metazoa, Mollusca, Gastropoda, Physidae. Gene Ontology annotation, biological process: anatomical structure morphogenesis.